UUGUACACAUCCGCCGUCCACGUGAUACUCCACGACGGAGACAAGCUUAAUUAAGCAAUGGCGACCCGAUCGGUGCACAGUAAGUAGCCCGACGGUGGUUUGUUUAUAGCCGUUUUUAUACGGGUCGGCGCCAAAUACUCAUUUGCAAAACACGUAGAAUUAUCUAUAUGUCUCUUUUAAAAAGAAAAAUUGAAAGAGAAAGCAAAGCUUUACUGCUUUUAUAGUUCUAAUUCUAAUGAAAGUUAUUGAUAGAAAUAACUACCGUUAUAAACAAAACUUCCCUGAUUAUGCCACCCAAGAAACGCUUUCUUUAUGGAAAAACUACUGCUGCUAAGAAAAGGCGAGCAGAAAGAGCAGCCGAAACAGAAGAGCAACGUAUUCAAAGACUUCAAACACAAGCUGCAAGACAAGCUGCAUAUAGACAACGUGAAACUUUUGAACAACAUCAAACCAGACUUGAAACAGAGGCUCAGAGACAAGCUGCAUACAGACAACGUGAAACUUUUGAACAACGUCAAAUCAGACUUGAAAAACAAGCUCAAAGACAAGCUAAACAUAGACAACGAGAAACUUCUGAAGAACGUCAAAUCAGACUUGAAAAACAAGCUGAAUAUAGACAACAACAAGCUGCUAAACAACUUCAAAUUAGACUUCAAAGACAAGCUGAAUAUAGAAAACAAAUUAGACUUCAAAGACAAGCUGAAUAUAGACAACAAAUUAGACUUCAAAGACACGCUGAUUAUAGACAACAAAAUACUUGUAAAGAAUGUCAAACCAAAUGUGAAAUACAAGAUGCAAGUAGACAACAAGAAACUUGUGAACAAGAACAAAGCAGUUUUCAAGCACGAAACUUAAAAACUUACAGACGACAAAAACCAGAAGACAGAGAUGAUACACAACUUCAGGCUCGAGGAAAAAGACGAUUGCGAUCGCGAUGUCCAGAUUGUGAUGCUCCACAGUGGAAUUUAAAUGACUUUACGUAUGAUCCACAAUAUACUUAUGUAUCUGAUAAAGUAGUUGCAGUCUAUCUGCAUUAAUGCUUAUUUUCAGAUAGCCAACUAUUUAAAUUUUCCCACAAAGGAACAUUUUCAUCCUGUCUUAGGACAACUUCAGCUUAGUAAUGAACAAAAGUUAUUGUUCUAUCUGAUUAAAAUAUUUUUGAUAGAUCAAACAAUAUUUCAAAUGAUACAUUUUUCACAAUCUAAUGAUAAUUCAUACUAUACCUUUUCAUUCUAACUUGUUAAAAUCAAACCUCAGGCAUCAUUUCCCAGUUUAGCCAAAAGCAUUAAUUUUCACACUUAUAUCAUAUUGCCUCUUUCAUUCUCCUUCAAAUUUUUCUAUGUAGGAUCCACUUACAGAUCAGUGAAUGUCAGGGUCAAAGAGCAUUUCAAAUCCAUUACCCGAUACCCAACAAAUAGCACAAUUUUAUUGCAAUGGACCCUAGAAAAAGAAGCAGAAGUAUGUUAGAAAGAACCUGUAGUACUUAGAAGCUGGUACGACAUUAAGAAUGUAAGAAUUCUGAAGCAAUGUUUCAUUUAUGUCUUAAAAAAGCAUCUAAACAUCAUUUAAUGCACAGACUUAAAAAAACUGGACACCAGUGUUAAAAACAAGAUAUUGGGAGGAUAUAGUUAAACAAUUGCAAGAUGGAAGAAUGAAGGAGGCUGUGUGAUUAUAAGUGUGAAAAUUAAUGCUUUUAGCUGAACUGGAAAAUGAUGUUAGCACUACACAUACAUGAGGUUUGAUUUUAACAAAUUAGAAAUGAACUGCAAUGAACUGACUGUAUUCACUGCUAAUCAAGAACAUGACAAGCGAGACAUUGUGUUUAAAACUCUAGACAAUAUUCUGCAAUUUAUUAAUGAAACUCAUAGAUCAUAUUAUGUUUUGCAAUAUUCUUUACUAUCUCCGUUUGGAGAAGAUGGAUAUCACUUUGGAAUACCUCUCUCAGGUGUACAUUUUAACAAAACAGUUUCCAGAGAGAAAAAUUCCCAGCAUGGACUUCCAUGCUUACAAACUUAUGGUUUGUAAUAAUUCAUUAAAUCAUUUUAUAUUUGCUAGAAACCUUCUUCAUUAAUUUGCUGUUGACGUGUGUGCAAAAAUAGAAGCAGAAAAAUUGUUACAUCAGAACUCAUCAGAGAGAUUUAAGAUGUGAUUCAUAUAUACAUCUAAGAGAUGAAAUCAACAAUGAUGUAGCUGGAAAAGAAUAUGGUCAAUUUUUCAUUCUUUUAUCAAAUUUUGUAGGCAGUCCAUGUUACAUGCAUGAGAAAACACAAGAUGCAAUGCUAUAUAUGUUCACAUUUACAGUUGACCUGAUCUAUUUAUUACAUUUACAUGCAAUGAAUAUAUGUUUGUCCAAGUACUAAUUCAGAAUGAAUUACUACUUGGACAAACAUACAUUCAUAGACAUAAUCUCACAGCCAGAGUUUUUUACUUAAAAUUAUUAAAAUUGAUAGAUUUAAUCACAAAAUAUAACAUUUUUCACCUAUAACAUCCAUAUGUACACUAUUGAAUAGCAAAAAAGGGACUGCCUCAUGCUCAUAUUUUGAUUUGGCUGAUUAACAAACUUCAAGUUGACCAAAUUGAUUAUGUUAUCUCAACUGAACUUUCAGACUCUAAUGCAGACAAAGAAUUCUUUGAAAUAGUUCAAACUCAA
Molecule: messenger RNA, 2650 nt
Organism: Centruroides sculpturatus (bark scorpion)
Lineage: Eukaryota; Metazoa; Arthropoda; Arachnida; Scorpiones; Buthidae
Product: translation initiation factor IF-2-like
Exons: 2
Coding region: 288-1037 (249 amino acids)
Source: RefSeq, a predicted model, not a curated record